Molecule: messenger RNA, 1373 nt
Organism: Nomascus leucogenys (northern white-cheeked gibbon)
Lineage: Eukaryota; Metazoa; Chordata; Mammalia; Primates; Hylobatidae
Gene: GADD45B
Product: growth arrest and DNA damage inducible beta
Biological process (GO): regulation of cell cycle
Cellular component (GO): nucleus; cytoplasm
Source: RefSeq, a predicted model, not a curated record
UCAGAUCGCCGAAGCGUCGGACUGCCGUUGGUUUCUGCAACUUCCUGGAUUAUCCUCGCCAAGGACUUUGCAAUAUUUUUUUCCGCCUUUUCUGGAAGGAUUUCGCUGCUUCCCGAAGGUCUUGGACGAGCGCUCUAGGUCUGUGGGAAGCUUUUGGGCUCUCUGGCUCGGAUUUUGCAAUUUCUCCCUGGGGACUGCCGUGGAGCCGCGUCCACUGUGGAUUAUAAUUGCAACAUGACGCUGGAAGAGCUCGUGGCGUGCGACAACGCGGCGCAGAAGAUGCAGACUGUGACCGCCGCGGUGGAGGAGCUUUUGGUGGCCGCUCAGCGCCAGGAUCGCCUCACAGUGGGGGUGUACGAGUCGGCCAAGUUGAUGAAUGUGGACCCAGACAGCGUGGUCCUCUGCCUCUUGGCCAUUGACGAGGAGGAGGAGGAUGACAUCGCCCUGCAAAUCCACUUCACGCUCAUCCAGUCCUUCUGCUGUGACAACGACAUCAACAUCGUGCGGGUGUCGGGCAUGCAGCGCCUGGCGCAGCUCCUGGGAGAGCCGGCCGAGACCCAGGGCACCACCGAGGCCCGAGACCUGCAUUGUCUCCUGGUCACGAACCCUCACACAGACGCCUGGAAGAGCCACGGCUUGGUGGAGGUAGCCAGCUACUGCGAAGAAAGCCGGGGGAACAACCAGUGGGUCCCCUACAUCUCUCUUCAGGAACGCUGAGGCCCUUCCCAGCAGCAGAAUCUGUUGAGUUGCUGCCAAAAACAAAAAAUAAAAUAAAUAUUUGAACCCCCCUCCCCCCCAGCACAACCCCCCCAAAACCACCCAACCCACCAGACCAUGGGGGCAGAGUCGUUGGAGACUGAAGAGGAGGAGGAGGAGAAGGGGAGUGAGCGGCCGCCCCCAGGGCGGAGAUCCGGGAGCUGGAGGCCGCCGAUCCGAUGGAGGAGAAGGGGGGACCCAGGCCAGCAGGAGACAGGACCCCGAAGCUCAGGCCUUGGGAUGGAGCAGAAGCCGGAGUGGUGGGGCACGCUGCCGCCUUCCCCAUCACGGAGGGUCCAGACUCUCCACUCGGGGGUGGAGUGAGACUGACUGCAACCCCCACCCCCCUUGGGACUGGAGCUGGCGUCUGCAGACGAGAGACUUGAUUGAACUUGGUUGGUCCUUGUCUGCACCCUCGACAAGACCACACUUUGGGACUUGGGAGCUAGGGCUGAAGUUGCUCUGUACCCAUGAACUCCCAGUUUGCGAAUUAUAAAGACAAUCUAUUUUGUUACUUGCACUUGUUACUCGAACCACUGAGAGCGAGAUGGGAAGCACAGAUAUCUAUAUUUUUAUUUCUACUAUGAUGGCCUUGUAAUAAAUUUCUAAAGCCUCUG